Messenger RNA from Phacochoerus africanus (Common warthog), 1469 nucleotides. It is a transcript of the gene CLDN9, whose product is annotated as claudin 9. NCBI's taxonomy places the organism in Eukaryota, Metazoa, Chordata, Mammalia, Artiodactyla, Suidae. The transcript is spliced from 2 exons. Bases 500 to 1153 code for a protein of 217 amino acids. Gene Ontology annotation, molecular function: structural molecule activity. Gene Ontology annotation, cellular component: plasma membrane; bicellular tight junction. Gene Ontology annotation, biological process: bicellular tight junction assembly; cell adhesion. The record is from RefSeq and is a predicted model, not a curated record.
CCCCCAGGCCCGCCUCCUCCCGUAACUGGCUUCCCCAUCGUGGCCUCGCAGCUCCUCCCCUGCCUCGGCCUUAAAACCCCACCUGCAGCCCCGAGCCGGCAGCGUUCCCAGGGGGCACCCACCCGGCGAGCCGCUCCGCAGUCGCUGCGCCAGCUGUGUCUCCUCAGCCUGAAAGUGGGUCGGGAGGGUCUGGGCCCGCGGGGUCAGAUCGGCGGUGGCAGCGGCGGCUGGGACCUGACUGUGAGGCAGGAGCGGCGGCCACGGGGAUCUGGCCUUGAGGGGACACCAGCCAUUCAGCGGAGCAGGACUCGAGAUUGAUUUUCUUGCCGAGGGUCAAGACACAUCUGCGAGGGGUGCGGAGCGAGGCGUGAGGACUCUUGGUCAGAGGACGCUGGCUCCCGCUCCUGCUGGGCACCGAGACCCCCGCCCAGCACAUCUGACCCGCUUCUCAGGAUCCACCAGGCCUCCCAGAGCUGGGAGGAUCUAGCCGAGGCAGCCCAUGGCUUCAGCUGGCCUUGAGCUCCUGGGCAUGAGCCUAGCUGUGCUGGGCUGGCUGGGGACACUGGUGUGCUGCGCCCUGCCCCUGUGGAAGGUGACCGCCUUCAUCGGCAACAGCAUCGUGGUGGCCCAGGUGGUCUGGGAGGGGCUGUGGAUGUCCUGCGUGGUGCAGAGCACAGGCCAGAUGCAGUGCAAGGUGUACGACUCGCUGCUGGCGCUGCCCCAGGACCUGCAGGCGGCCCGCGCCCUCUGCGUCGUCGCUCUCCUGCUGGCCCUGCUCAGCCUGCUGGUGGCCAUCACGGGCGCCCAGUGCACCACCUGCAUGGAGGACAAAGGCGCCAAGGCCCGCAUCGUGCUCACAGCGGGGGUGGUCCUCCUCCUGUCGGGCAUCCUGGUGCUGAUCCCCGUGUGCUGGACGGCCCACGCCAUCAUCCAGGACUUCUACAACCCCCUGGUAGCCGAGGCCCUCAAGCGGGAGCUGGGAGCCUCCCUCUACCUCGGCUGGGCGGCGUCCGCCCUGCUCAUGCUGGGCGGGGGCCUUCUCUGCUGCACAUGCCCCCCGCCCCAGAACGACCGGCCCCAGGGACCGAGGCUGGGCUACUCUAUCCCCUCCCGCUCGGGCGCGUCUGGGCUGGACAAGAGGGACUAUGUGUGAGGUGCGUGUCCCUGGAAGCCUGCUACUCAGAACCUCGACCUUGUGCCCGGUGCCCUCCUCUCACCUGUGCCUUCUCCGGUCAGCCCCCCGCCCCCACCCCAGGAUUCAGGAUGGCCUCAUCCAGAGGGCAGUGGCUUCUCAUGCCCUCCCCAGCCUGGAGUUCUGCAUUCGUCCCCUCUGGCAUGGCCACUGCCAGCAUCCAGAGGCCCAGGACAGGUCCUCUGGGAGCUGCCCGUUCCCUUCAGGCUGGGAGGCGCAGGCGCACCUCACCCCCACCCCACCUUCCAGGAGGGAAUAAAUAGAGCAUUUGUAACUC